This is a messenger RNA of Pantherophis guttatus, 1347 nucleotides long. The record is from RefSeq and is a predicted model, not a curated record. Lineage: Eukaryota; Metazoa; Chordata; Lepidosauria; Squamata; Colubridae.
CCGGAGGAGGCAGCAUUGUGUGGGAUGUAGCAGGAGGGCUCUUCGAACAGAAAGCAUAAAGGAGAAAAGCACAAAAGAGGCCGUCUGGAGUUCUCCUACACACACACGUGUAUACAUAUAUCAGUCAAAGCAAAGCUGAAGAACAGGCAGACUCAAAAUCUUGCACAGAUACUGAGACAUCUGCUGGGUUACAGAAGGAGGGCUGGCAGCCAGAACUUUUGGUUCUGGCACCAAAUCUGGCUGAGAGAGCAGUGAGUUGCUAGAUUGUAAGGUUAUGAUCAGGGCAGAUCAAAGCUGCCAGAAUAGUGACUUUGAUUCCAGAACUCUGAGCGCUCGGAACAUUUUUCUCCAUCUUUUCCAAAAGAAGAGAAUUAAUACGAACAAAGAAGAGGAUGCUUCCAGGGUCCAUAGACCCUGCUGCCAUGGCUGGGACAGAGAGGUGAGAACACUUCAGCAUCAAGGACAGAAUCACAGGCUCAACAAACAACAAACUCCUUUGAAACAAGUGUUGCUACUUAUUGAACCUGCUCAAGUGCCGAUUCAGAAAUAAGGUGCCCAUUCAGACACAACUAUGUAAGAAUUCACAUUGAGAAAAGGCCUUCCAAAGAUCUGGGGCGUCUUUCCUGAAGAGAAGUACAUAGCUCUAACAUGAUGUGCCACCUCUUUCCAGCAUUCCUAAUGGUUUCCAUCAUUGUCAUGUGGCCAGGCACCUUUGCUCAAGAGUUUCCCAUUCAGAGUCAACAUCAUCAUGAUCAAUAUUGGUACCAGACAACAGUAGAUCAAAUCCCAGUGAUCAAUGGGGGCACCUGCAAAGUGAUUGCUGUCAAACGCUGUUGCAACCGGAACCAUAUUGAAGAACGGUCCCAAACUAUCCAAUGCUCCUGUCUCCAGGGCAAAGUGGCUGGCACAACCCGUGGCAAACCUUCUUGUGUGGAUACCUCCAUUGUGACAGGAAAGUGGUGGUGCGAUAUGCAGCCCUGCCAGGCUGAAGAGGAGUGCAAAGCAUUACCUGACAACACAGGUUGGAUGUGCUCAUUAGGAAACCGUGUUAAAACCACCAAGAUCCAUCCCAGGAAAUGAAGUCUGUUGUAAUGGAAAACCCAUCUCUGAAGAAGGCAUGACCGAUUUCAAAUACAGUAAUUAUCAUCAACUUCAUGAUGAAUGCUAGUGGGCAUGCAAACCUUUUGUCCAGUGGGGAGGACAAACCAUCAUAUUGCUGGAUGCACUGUGACUUUGCAGAAGACAGUGCUGCUCUUUGUUAAGGGAAAUGGAAUCAAAGACCUUUUAUUAACAGAAGGAAGAUUUAGCCCUAUUCUUUUGGGGAAACAGUAGAGCAAGUUGGUUCAA